This is a messenger RNA of Lymnaea stagnalis (great pond snail), 291 nucleotides long. NCBI's taxonomy places the organism in Eukaryota, Metazoa, Mollusca, Gastropoda, Lymnaeidae. The record is from the annotation of a GenBank genome assembly.
AUGUUGCUUAGCCCUAAAAGUGGACCCCUCAUACUACCCCCUGUUCAAUUAUUCCCCCCAAGUGCCUCUACUUCUGUCAAUCCCCCUGUUCCUCUCCUUGUAAAUUUGAGCCCACCGAUCGAUCACAGUGGCCUGCCACCAUCAUUUAUCUCUGCUGUGCGAGAUACACAGAGAUUAGAAACAAUGCCUGAACUAUUGGAAAGACUAGAUCUGGAUUCUGGAGAUUCACUCAGAAAGUACACAAAGAAAAUAAUGCAUGAAAUGGUAGACAUUUGCCAAGAUACUAUACAG